Pseudomyrmex gracilis is the source of this 495-nucleotide messenger RNA. RefSeq lists its product as uncharacterized. The record is from RefSeq and is a predicted model, not a curated record. The transcript has a single exon. The coding region runs from base 1 to 495 and encodes 164 amino acids. Lineage: Eukaryota; Metazoa; Arthropoda; Insecta; Hymenoptera; Formicidae.
AUGUACUCGACAAGAUAUGCUUGCCGAGUCGAGCUGCUACAGGAAAGCGUUGCAGAUAACAUCUUGCAGGAAACUUUUGCCAGUGCAAAGCGCCAGGCCAGACAACACCUGCUCCUCGAUUGGGAGCACUUGGACGAAUCGCGCGCGGCCAUCCAAGAAGUCGUCGUGGUGGUUCGACCCUAUCUCGAGGUGUGGCUAGAGAACGUAGUUGGCCACUUCACCUACAGGGUAACUCAGGUGCUCACCGGGCAUGGAUGCUUCGGGGAAUACCUGAGUCGCAUAAAAAGGAGCCGACGACAGUGUCACCAGAGUGGCGCGGCCAGCGACUCGGUGGAGCACACCGUGAAGGAGUGCCCACGGUGGGCAAAAGACCGCCGAGCGCUGGUCGACGCGAUUGGACCGGACUUGUCCCUGGAGGGCCUAAUGCAAGUAUUGGCCUCCGGAGACAAAGACCGGCGAGAGGCAGUGAUCUCUUUCUGCUCCAUUGUGAUGUAG